AUGGAGGGAGGUUCAUCGCCGCCCACCCCCUCGCCCAGCGACCAUGGCUUCUCCCCCGCCGAAGUGCCCUACGGGCGUGCACAUCCCUUCCACAUGGCCAUCGUGAAGAUUGGCAGCCACCCCUAUCUGCGGGCGCUGGUGGUGUUUGCCCCCCUGGGUUUAUUGUCGGGCAUCCUGGGGGGUCCCCAGCCGAUGGUGUUCUGGCUGAAUCUCAUCGCAUUGGUCCCGCUCAUGGCACUGAUUACAAUUGCCAUUGCGGAGUUGUCCGCCACGCUGGGACCGUUCCUGCAUGAGUUACUCAAAGCCACCCUGGGGAACUCGGUCGAGCUGAUGGUCGGCUUUGUCGCCGCACAGCGAGGGCAGGGCCGCAUCUUUCAUUCCAUGGUGGUCGGCAGUAUCUUGUGUUAUUCUCUUCUGGUGCUGGGCAGCAGUUUCUUGGUUGCCGGCUACGACAAGGAGCAUCUCUACUUUGAUCGCACGUUGACUAGCAUCAUGUCCUCGCUGAUGAUUGUCGUAUGCAUUGCGCUGGUCGUGCCCGGAAUCAUGGUCACCUUCCCGUCCCUGGACACCAUUUCCCUCAAGGCGGUGGUCACCAGCCACGAGGUGCGCAUGGUCUCGUACGGGAUCGCGAUCAUUCUGCUCUUCUUGCUAGCCAUCUUCCUGCUGUUUCAGCUCAAGACGCAUGCUGGGAUCUUCCACGUUGCGGAGCGGACAGGUCGCGCGCAACUGGAGGAUUCCGACACGGAGAGCCACCGGGGGGACCGAGUGCAGGAAGAGCAUGUCGCCGUGUUUACCCCUCGGACUGCCUGCCUGGCUUUGACGGAGGGAGUGUCCUGCUUGACGCUAUGCACGGUGUAUCUGGUCGACAGCGCCAGUGCGGCGCUGGAGCGGGGCACGAACACCAGCUUCCCCGUCCUCAUCUGGGUUCCGCUGGUCGGGAAUCUGGCCAAGUCCCUUACGAUCGUGGUCAUCGCACGCCAAGGCCAUGUGGAAGCCGCGGUCCGGACCAUCCUGAACAGUGUGCUUCGCCUCACCCUGCUCGUGGUGCCCGUUCUCGUGCUGACGGGCUGGACUUUGGGCCAAUCGGUGACCCUCCAGCUGGAUAACUUCGAGGCCACCAUGUUGUUCCUGGCCGCCAUGGUCACCAACCACGUGAUCCACGAGGGGAGGACCAACUAUUUCGAUGGGUUGAUGUUGUGUGGAACAUAUGUCAUUGCGGGGGUGGCCUUCUACGUCUGUCCGGGGAUCAGCCCCAGCGCGGAUGUGGUGACCGUGAACACAUCUUGA
This is a messenger RNA of Aspergillus heteromorphus CBS 117.55, 1287 nucleotides long. Its product is annotated as vacuolar calcium ion transporter. The transcript has 3 exons. Gene Ontology annotation, molecular function: calcium:proton antiporter activity. Bases 1 to 1287 code for a protein of 428 amino acids. The record is from RefSeq and is a predicted model, not a curated record. Gene Ontology annotation, cellular component: fungal-type vacuole membrane. Lineage: Eukaryota; Fungi; Ascomycota; Eurotiomycetes; Eurotiales; Aspergillaceae. Gene Ontology annotation, biological process: intracellular calcium ion homeostasis; calcium ion transmembrane transport.